This is a messenger RNA of Brienomyrus brachyistius, 2865 nucleotides long. Its product is annotated as tripartite motif-containing protein 16-like. The transcript is spliced from 6 exons. NCBI's taxonomy places the organism in Eukaryota, Metazoa, Chordata, Actinopteri, Osteoglossiformes, Mormyridae. The record is from RefSeq and is a predicted model, not a curated record. The coding region runs from base 54 to 1376 and encodes 440 amino acids. Gene Ontology annotation, molecular function: zinc ion binding; protein binding.
GAAGCAUGAAGUGAGAGAAAACAAAACUAAAUCAUAUCAGUUUUUAUCGUAAAAUGGCAGAAGCCAGUGUUGCAGUGGAUCUGAACCAAUUCAGCUGUCCAAUCUGUCUGGAUUUACUAAAGGAUCCAGUGGCUAUUCCCUGUGGGCAUAGUUACUGUAUGAGCUGCAUAAAGAGCUGCUGGGAUCAGGGGGAUCGUCUUGGAGUUUACAGCUGCCCCCAGUGCAGACAGACCUUCACACCGAGACCAGUUCUGGGCAGAAACACCAUACUGGCUGAAGUACUAGAGAACCUGAAGAAGACUGGACUACAAGCAGCUACUCCUGCUGACCAUUUUGCUGGACCUGGAGAUGUGGAGUGUGACGUCUGUACUGGGAGAAAAUACAAAGCUGUCAAGUCCUGCCUGGUGUGUCUGGUCUCCUACUGUGAAUCUCACCUCCAGCCUCACUAUGAGUCUCCAGCUUUUAAGAAGCACAAGCUGACUGAUGCCACUGGACAUCUGCAGGACAAGCUCUGUUCCCACCAUGACAAACCCCUGGAGGUCUACUGCCGUACCGACCAGCAGUGUAUCUGUUAUCUCUGUACGAUGGAUGAACACAGAGGACAUGAUACAGUCUCAGCUGCUGCAGGAAGGGCGGAGAUACAGAAACAAAUGGGUGAAACACAGAGGGAAUUUCAGCAGAGAAUUCAGAAGAGAGAGAAGGAGCUGAAAGAGGUUGUGGACUCAUUGACAAGCUUAGCACAGUCAGCAGUGGAGGACAGCGAGAGGAUCUUCACUGAGAUGAUCUGCUCCAUUGAGAGAAGACGCUCUGAGGUGACGAAGCUGAUCAGAGAUCAGGAGAAGACUGUAGUGAGCCAGACUGAAGGAGACAUAAAGAGACUGAAGCAGGAGAUUGGUGAACUGAAGAGGAGACACUCUGAGCUGGAGCAGCUUUCACACACAGAGGAUCACAUCCAUUUCCUCCAGAGGUACCAGGGUCUUCCUGUCAGCCCUGAAGCUGGAUUUGGACCCAGAAUCUCCGUCAGUCCACGCUGCUCUUUUGAGAAUAUGAGGAAGGUGGUUUCUGAGCUGAAGGAUCAACUGGAGAAUGUUUGCGAAAAGAAAAUGGCAGAGAUCCAUCAUACAGUUACCAAAGACACCGUCCUACCAGUAUUAGUGUCCACGACCAGAUCAGAAUUCUUACAAUCUGAUGUGAGGAGUCCUCUAUCCAGAGUCAACCCACACAAGGCUGCAGGACCUGACAACAUACCUGGCUGUGUGCUGAGAGAAUGCACUGACCACCUGGCUGGUGUCCUCACAGACAUUUUAAACACCUCUUUAAACCACUCGUCUGUCCCAGCAUGCUUCAUAUCAACCACCAUCAUCCCAGUGCUGUAGAAGCCGUCAGUGACUAGCCUGAAUGACUACUGCCCCAUAGCACUCAGGUCAAUCAUCAUGAAGGGCUUCGAAAGGCUGGUCAUGGCAGUAAUACAUAAAGACCAAUCUUCCUACCUCUCUAGAUUUGCAUACCAGUUCAAUAGGUCUACUGGGGACAUCACCUUUCCCUUACACAUUUGCAUAAGAGAAUCACAUAUGUUAAAAUGUUAUUCAUGGACUUCAAUAUGUCCCUCAAAGGCUGAUUGUGGAACUGAGAGAAUACGCUAGGAACACCACUCUCUGCAACUGGAUCUUGGAUUUCCUGACAGAGAAGCCUCAGUCAGUACGUAUGGGCUGCAGCACCUCCUACACCAUCACGAUGAGCACCGGAGCUCCGCAAGGCUGUGUGCUUAGUCCUCUGCUCCUCACCUUGCUGAUCCAGGUCUGCACAGCCACGCACAACACCAACCACAUCAUCAAGUUUGCGGAUGAUAUGACUGUGGUGGGACUGAUAAGCAGAGAUGAUGAAUCAGCAUACAGAGAAGAGGUGGAAAGGCUGUCCACAAGUUGCAGAGACAACGAUCUAUCUCUCAACGUUGAGAUGGCAAAGGAGAUAAUUGUGGGCUUCAGAAGGACACAUCCUGCCCACACCCCACUCAGCAUCAACGGUACUGCUGUGGAGAUUGUAAGGAGAACCAAGUUCCUCGGUGUGGACAUAUCUGUGGAACUUACAUAGACAAAAAACACCACCUCCUUAUUCAAGAAAGUCCAGCAAAGACUAAACUUCCUGAGGCGGCUGAAAUAAGCAAACCUUCCCCUCCCAUCCUCACCAUGUUCUAUAGAGGCACCAUCGGCAUUGUUCUGACUAACUGCAUCACCAUCUGGUGUGGCAGCUGCAACAAAUCUGACCACAAGUGCCUGCAGAGAGUAGUGAAGACAGCAGAGAACAUUAUGGGAUGCCUCUCCCUUCCCUACAAGCCGCUUUUUGUAAACGCAGUGUCCGCAAGGCCUGCAGCAUUGUGCAGAACCCAUCACAUCCCUCACAUGGUCAUUCCACACUCCAGCCACCUGAGAGAAGAUACUGCAGCAUCAGAGCCGGGUCUGCCAGGCUGCGUGGCAGUUUUUACCCCCAGGCUGUCAGGCUCCUCAACACCAUGCUGCCCCCCAGGAUCCCUCACUCUGCCUCAUCACUGCCUCAACCCCCCCUUACCUUACAACUAAAGGCCACAGACUGACCCUUAAGCGCUGCACUGCACUUAACACUUUGUCACUCUGACAUGGGGGCAAUAAUAAGAAUCCCCAUUAUUCUCUGUCUGCCCCAUUAUUCUGCUUCUACUCCUGUUUUCAGCUGUUAGAAAUUUUAGACAAGUUACUGCUGUUACUACUAUUACCAUACAUUGUUUUACACUGUUUUGAACUCAUGCUGUUACAGUGUGCAUGAUGGUGAAUUUCAUCUCUCUGUAUACUUAUAUAUGGUGCAGAUGACAAUAAAGUUCACUUUGAUUUAGAA